AUAUCCCGAACUACGUCAGCAGCAGCAGGAGCUGAAGCAGCAGCGCCACACCGGGGUUUAGGAAUGGGUGACGAGGAAUGAUCACCACCACCAGGAAAAAUCACCAAGAACCGUCAAAUGCACGGAUUAAGAUGUGACUGCCAGUAAGGCGUUUUCGCGUUUACGAGUCGAGUCCAGGAGAACUGUUUUGGGGAAACUUAAAUUUUGCCGGAGGUCCUCUGUCAACCCGAGCGUUGCUGUUUUAAAGCGAGUCUGUUGCAAAUCCUUGGAUGGCUAGCGGAGCUAACCUAGCCGAGUAACAAUUAGCCUGUCCAUUUAGCUAUCCUGGUUACUGGAGCCGCGGUCUGUGAGAGGACACCAGCUCCAAACGCCGCUGUCGUUGCGGUAGUUUUAGUCGUGUUAUUAUUCGGCAGGCCGUUUGUAGACGUUGGAGUUUGCCCUUCUGUUUGUACAGUGGAUGGGCAGUUUAACGGGCGCUCAUUGUCACUGCGCGGGCGUAAGGCUUUGCUUUCGGGGCGGCUAGGUUUGUGCUCGGCCGGGCAACCAGCGCAGUGUUUGUACAAAUGUGGCAGUGACAGCCAACUGUGUCCCACUGUGUCUGGGGCCGAAGUUUGUAUUCUUAAAUUCAUAACCGUUUUAUCAUUGAAUGCUGUAGUUACACGGGGAAGGGAAAAAUAUACAGUAUUGUCAUGGUAGCCCGUUUGCAACAUUAGCUGCGUUUAGCUCGCCAAGUAAUAUCAGCCUCUCUGGAAAGUGCUGCAAAUAAAAUGGUAAUUUGCACCGUCGUUGAAUAUCGUACAUGUUUAUGGCCAUGUUGUGUUGUAAAUCUUCUGUGAUCAGCUGUCAGACCCCGUAGACUGAUGAUUUAGACGUUGUCGAAGCUGUCACAUUUUUCAUACUGUUUCACCCUCGACGUGGAACGGCCGUAUUCUCCAGCGAACUUGGUUAACAGCGUCUGGAAGUAACUCUUGAGUGUUUUUCAUUUAAUUGAUAAAUUAGUGUGAGGUGUAGCCCGGCGCCCCUUGUCACACGGGCUUUUUAGCUCAUGUGGUGAUGACUUUAGACUCCAUGAUGGCUUGUUGCCUGAGUGAGGAGGCGAAGGAAUCCAAACGAAUCAACGCUGAGAUCGAGAAACAAAUCCGGCGAGACAAGAGAGAUUCAAGACGGGAGCUGAAGCUGCUUCUGCUGGGAACUGGAGAGAGCGGCAAGAGCACUUUCAUCAAACAGAUGAGAAUAAUCCAUGGUUCAGGCUACUCGGACGAGGACAAGAAGGGCUUUACCAAACUGGUGUACCAGAACAUCUUCACCUCCAUGCAGGCCAUGAUCCGUGCAACUGAGACCCUCAAGAUCCCAUACAAGUAUGAACAGAAUAAGAAUAAUGCCCAGAUUGUGCGUGAGGUUGACGUGGAAAAGGUGUCGUCAUUUGAUCAGCCGUACAUUGGUGCGAUAAAGAUGCUGUGGGCCGACCCUGGCAUCCAGGAGGCCUAUGAUCGCAGGAGGGAGUACCAGCUCUCUGACUCAACCAAAUAUUACCUUAAUGAAUUAGAACGAAUAGCUUCACCGGGGUACGUGCCCACUCAGCAGGACGUCCUGCGGGUUCGAGUGCCUACCACCGGUAUCAUUGAGUACCCAUUUGACCUGGAGGAUAGUAUCUUCAGGAUGGUGGAUGUGGGGGGUCAGAGGUCAGAGAGAAGGAAGUGGAUCCACUGCUUUGAGAAUGUCACCUCCAUCAUGUUCCUGGUGGCGCUCAGCGAGUAUGACCAAGUCCUGGUGGAGUCGGACAAUGAGAAUCGUAUGGAGGAGAGUAAAGCUCUGUUCAGGACUAUCAUCACAUAUCCUUGGUUCCAAAACUCCUCGGUCAUCCUCUUCCUCAACAAGAAGGACCUGCUGGAAGAGAAGAUCAUGUACUCUCACCUGGUUGACUACUUUCCAGAAUUUGACGGUCCCCAGCGCGAUGCCCAGGCCGGCCGCGAGUUCAUCUUGAAGAUGUUUGUGGACUUGAACCCAGACAGUGACAAGAUCAUCUACUCCCAUUUCACGUGCGCCACCGACACGGAGAACAUCCGCUUUGUCUUCGCUGCUGUCAAAGACACCAUCUUGCAGCUCAACCUCAAAGAGUACAACCUUGUUUGAAGGAGAAACGGAAAAUAGAAAGUGAUGGAGUGAGAGCCAGCAAGAGACCUGUAGCCACCCCACCCCACCCAGACACACCAAAAGCAAACUCCACACACACAUACACCGACAUGAAACACACAGCUGCAUAGAGAUGAGCUUUGUUUUCUACUUUACCAGACCAACUUUACUCUUGCUCUGUUACCUCUUCAGUUGUGUGUUUGCUUCUUUUCUUUUUUUUUUCUUUUUUUUAAUGGUUUUCUUGUUUUAUUAAUCACUCCUCUUGCACAGACACACUUAAACACACUAAUAUACACUAUAACACUCCUAUCACCCGUUUUUAACAGUUUUGGUCUGGGGGGGCUUUCUUUGGGGGGGUGGUCCUCUUUUUGGGCCUUGUCGUUGCUCACAUUUCUUUCUUUCUUUCUUUACACUACAUUAUCCACAGUGUUUGUGUAUGUGAGGUGGUUAGAGGGCCUUCUUUGGGCAGAGUAAGCUUUUAUGGAGUAAGGGCUUUCUCUUGUUAUUUAACCCAUGCAUGCUAUACACUACAGGACGAGGGAUUGAGGCCAGGCUGCAGGCUCUGGACUCACUAUGAUAAUAGGGAUAUAUUAUCAGGCAGUGCUGGGGUGCAGCGAGGCACCUCUUGGUUCCCCUCUGGUCUUUAGUUGUGUAUUUGCAAUUUUCUUUUGGCAAACCUGCCCCAAACCGGAGCACAGGAGCUCUUUUGAAUGUAAAUAAAGUUUUUGUGGUGCUCAUACAAAGGUGAGGGGUAGAUAAAGACAACUACACAUUCUCUAUAUAUUUUAAAUAUUUUCCGCUAUAUUACUUUCUUGGUUAUAUUAUUGCUUUUAUAGUUCUCCUGUUCAAGUUGAAUUGAAGAUGACCAUCCUACAGAAAGAGUCACAAUCUUUUCCUUUAUACGCUGCUUCUCACUGUAAAGAGUCGACCAACAUCUUGAAAGACAAAAAAAAAAAAGAUCGAGACACAGCACUUAAAAGUAUUUACACACCACGUAUCAACUCUCAUGUUAUUUUUUUACCACGUUGCCAAAUUCAAACCACACACGUGUUCUGUAAAUAUAAUUACAUUGCCAGUAUCCUGUUCGUCACCUCAAGUCGUUGAGAUACCAACAAAACAUAUUUGGAAACUGGCAUUGCCGUAGCAAAUGUUUUCUCGUAUUGGAUCUUUCAGACAUCGGCGUGGCGCAACAACUCACUUUUGUGUGGCAUUUCCUUCCAUGUCGACAGUUUGUCUUAAUCACACGGUGUAUCGGUGCCGUCUCCACUGAUGGCGACAAAAUAAAUCCUCCUGUUCACGACCUGUGAAUGACGACACUACAUUAAUCCAGUGCGGUCGUCACUUGUAGAUAAAGCUUUCGCGCUGCCAGUUAACCUCAUUCACAAGUUGGUCUUGAUCGUCCAAAUCGCUCGUCAUCAAAUUGAUUUUACACCAUAUUAUUCAACUAACAUUUGAUAAACUGUAAGUGAUAGCACGGGAGUAAAUACUUCUUUUUUUGUGUCUAAUUUAUCAAUCAAAUCUAUGUAUUGUCAACAGUAAAUGAGACUUCCUCCCUAGUUCCGGUGCAAAGUUUUUCCAGCUGUCGGAGAUGGAAGGAGAUUUUAUACUGCUGUAAUAUAUCAAGACUAUUUUAUGGACAAGUGUUCUAUCUUUCUAAUGAUACUUAAUAUUUUAAGUUGUUGGAGUUCUGUUUUUGAAAUUCUUGACAACGGAAAAACAGUUCCCAUGUCGGGGUUUAUGCUUUAUGCAAAUAGGAAAAUGAAAACAGACAAAAAAAACAAAAACAUAGUGGUUGAAUAUUUACUGUUCAAGGAUGCUUGCUUUUUUUGGAAUUUGUAUUUGGCUCUUGGUACCGAUCCCAUAUUGUGUCUCUUGCCUGAUAGUUGUUUGAAUAUUCCAUUAAGCUGAACGUUGAUAGAUGGCUAUUUUUUGUCUUCACAAUGUAAUUCAGGUAAGUUUUCAUAACUUUUUCAUCACAAGGGCUACUUCUAGCGGCUUUGGUAGAAAUGAAAGGUCUAUAGACGGUGUGCGGUAUAGCAGAAGGUGAAGUUUAUUAAUCAGAAGUGAGAUUACGUUUGUCGUCCCACUGAGGAUGAGGGACACCGGUUUAGUGGGGGGCGGGGGGGUGCAGCAGUCCACACAGAUGCCCUCUUGGCGUUUGUGUGCUGGCUAUUAGCUCUUUGUUCGCUGUUGCCUUUAGAAAAGGUUAAUGACUAAUAUCAAAAGAAAUGGCGUUUCCCAAGGUGCAAAAGCACAUUGUUUGUGUCGCAGCUGUUGUACCUAAACAUUUCUUUUGGUCUUUUUUUUUUUUUUUACAAAUUUUGUGCUGACAUUAUUGGCUUUACGAUCAUUUCUACUACGUGGUUAUGUGUUCUUGCUUCAUCUUAUCAUUGGUAGUGUAGCCAUGGUUGACUUUGCCGUCGUCUGUGUGGAUUCAGAAGAAAAAUGCUUGGACAUCUUAAAAAAAAAUAAAAAUGGUGCAAUGAUUUAAACCCAUUCAGACUAAACUUAACGGAAAUUAUUUAUUUUUAAUCGUUUGCCAAAAUGUUUACACUUAAAAUGGUCUUUGUUCUACUUAUUUAGAUGAUCACAAAUCUCAUGCAAAUGUACGUUAUAUUAAUGAUGCCAUUUAGACUUAAAUGUAAUCCGAAACGUUAUUGAGGGACAUAAAAAUAUGUAUUUAUUCUAAGUGCCACAAUUUUGAAUGAUCUCAGAACAGACUUAUGAAGGUAACGGUUUUAUUUCCAACAUUUAAAAGCCUUCUCUUCCCGCUAAUGUAAGGUUCACACUCUUUCCUCCUAACAUUAGUUUUUUGUGUACUACAUUUCAGCCCAUUUAAACUUUUGAAAUUAAAAGCCUAUGUAGUUUUGGAUGAAUAAAUUGACUUAAGCAGUCUGUUUUUUUCGCUGCUGGGGAAACAUGCUGAUGUCCAUCUGUGUGUUGUGUUAUUUUAAAUUCUGUCAUUUCUUGGCAUCUCCUUAACUACAGCUUUACAACCUUUAGACCCAGUGUGUGUCUCCUUGCACGUCAUUCUCAUGUAGAUGAUUAGAUGUCUAGCAAAUUGACUUGAAUGACUGCAGUGAGGAUGAUAAAGGUGACCAGUGUCAGUGUGAGGAAAUACCCUGUGAUAGUAAUAGUUUUGACUCUCUGAUGAGGUGGUGGUGCCUCUCUGGUUAAUCCAGCGCCAGAGUCGACACAGAGCGAGCGUCAGAUGGGUACACUUACCAGUGUUUGAAUGCGGAGCAGAGCUGGUUCAUUUGUCUAAAAAUCCUCUGCAUUUGUUUCUACUGUAUUUGCUUUAUCUGCACGGAAUGCAAGUUGGAGGAAGUUUGUGCGACAAUCCAUUACAAAAACACUGUGCCAAGCAGAAAAUCAAUCAGCAAUUGAAAAGAUAUCCAAAAGUAAACAUUUGGAGUAACUUGACCCAGAUUUGCAUCUUUAGUUAAUCCAAUUAGUUUUUUCCAAAUGAAGCUUGAGUGUUGAGCCUCAGUAUUAAUGUAUUUAUUGAAAUUAUUUCAAAGUGAAGGUACUGAAAUGGCUAUUAAUAUAAUAUUUUGGUGGUUAUGAUAAGGAGCGCGUUUACAUGUCCACUAUUGUCCACUUUUUCUUUGGUUUCCUCCCUUACUUGAUUGGACUGUGUAUUCUUUCCCCGGGUCGAAGGCACUGAAACUGCAACACUGCAAUGGGCCUGCAUUCAUGCAACUUAGACGUCCUUUUCAAACGCGCUUAUUGGUACUCUAAGCUGUGUGCGUGUGCGUGCGUGCGCGUGUGUGUGUGUAUACGCGUUUGAUGGCUAUUGCUUAUGCUCGAGAUCCAUUCUGUUAAGAGGGAUGGACAUACGGUGAUAUUAAAAGCUAUCUUUGCUUUUUUUUUUCUUCUCUUUUGUAAGGUUGACACACCUUAACAUGUGUAUUUAGGACCACUUAAGAUGAAAGACUUUUUUUAAGAGUUAAACUUUGUGUAGUGGUGUACAAAUUGAAAGUAAUGUAUUUUUGUUUUCUUUUCUCUUUUUUUUUUUUUUUUUUUUUUUUUUAAGUAUACCAAAUGUAAAUUAUGUACAAUGAGUGUGCCAAUCCCCUUUCUUUGUAAAGCCAGACUCUUAACAAGUGCCAAUGUUGUGAAAAAUAAGAGGGCCUGUGAGUUUCAUGGUCCUGUUUUUAAAACAAAUAAACAAUAAGUAUGUGAUUAAUUAACAAAAAAAAAGGACAGUUUUAUUCUAUAUUGAAGAUUAAUAAUGAACUGCUGUUUUUAAAAAUAACUGUCAUUUUAAUUGCAUGUGUUUACCAGGUUAGGGAGGGAGUGGGUGGGUGAGAUACUGUAUUCAUGCAACACCCUCAUGAAAAGGGUUUUAAUGGUUAUUGAUUUACUGUAUUUUAGCCAUAUUUCUCUUUUGUAUGUUUCAUUUCAACCACUGUUGCCUGAACCUCAUUCAGACAUGAAAAUGAUUUUUCAUAGCCUUCUCCUUUAAAUGUUUUGAAUUGGAAUAAAAUAUGUUCCUAUACUCUC
Molecule: messenger RNA, 6639 nt
Organism: Solea solea (common sole)
Lineage: Eukaryota; Metazoa; Chordata; Actinopteri; Pleuronectiformes; Soleidae
Product: guanine nucleotide-binding protein G(q) subunit alpha-like
Exons: 7
Coding region: 1054-2133 (359 amino acids)
Biological process (GO): adenylate cyclase-modulating G protein-coupled receptor signaling pathway; action potential; phospholipase C-activating dopamine receptor signaling pathway
Cellular component (GO): heterotrimeric G-protein complex
Molecular function (GO): G-protein beta/gamma-subunit complex binding; guanyl nucleotide binding; G protein-coupled receptor binding
Source: RefSeq, a predicted model, not a curated record